Salvelinus namaycush (lake trout) is the source of this 1168-nucleotide messenger RNA. Its product is annotated as troponin C, slow skeletal and cardiac muscles. The record is from RefSeq and is a predicted model, not a curated record. Bases 1 to 486 code for a protein of 161 amino acids. Gene Ontology annotation, molecular function: calcium ion binding. The transcript has 6 exons. Lineage: Eukaryota; Metazoa; Chordata; Actinopteri; Salmoniformes; Salmonidae. Gene Ontology annotation, cellular component: myosin II complex.
AUGAACGACAUCUACAAAGCAGCGGUAGAGCAGCUGACAGACGAGCAGAAAAAUGAGUUCAAGGCAGCCUUUGACAUCUUUGUCCAGGAUGCAGAGGAUGGCUGCAUCAGCACCAAGGAGCUGGGCAAGGUGAUGAGGAUGCUGGGGCAGAACCCCACCCCAGAGGAGCUGCAAGAGAUGAUCGACGAGGUGGAUGAAGACGGCAGUGGGACGGUGGACUUUGACGAGUUCUUGGUGAUGAUGGUGAGGUGCAUGAAAGACGACAGCAAAGGAAAGACAGAGGAGGAACUGGCAGACCUCUUCCGCAUGUUUGACAAGAAUGCGGACGGCUACAUAGACCUGGAGGAGCUGAAGGUAAUGCUGGAGGCCACAGGGGAGGCCAUCACUGAGGACGACAUCGAGGAGCUCAUGAAGGACGGGGACAAGAACAACGACGGGAAAAUCGACUAUGACGAGUUCUUGGAGUUUAUGAAAGGAGUAGAAUAAACAGCAUCAAGAGAAGACAGAGUCCCCCGACCCUUAGUGAUAUUUUUCUAUUUCUCUUCGACGUCAUAGACAUCUACGGAAAACCGGAGGUUGCCUUUUGGAUGUCAUCGGCAGAACUUCUGAACGACUUUGCAAGACUUAGUUCAAUAAUCUGAUUGCUUAUGUAUUUUUUUUUUAUAACUUUUUACAAUUUCUUGCAUUGUUGUAAGUACUGUUUGUAACUUGUUCCGGUGCCCAUAUACUGCGUUUGAGUAAAUGUAACCAACCAGAACACUCACAAUAACAACUCACAUAUUACUUCAGUUUGCCUACUUGAACUAUGCAUUAUUGUUUCAUUUCAAAUGCAUAUGAAUUUUUUGCAGUGCCACAAACAGUUUACAAAUCUCUUAUUUUUCCAAGUUGCUGAUGUUGUGCUACCGGACACAAUGCUGUUUGAAAUACAUUCUUUUUGGCAUAGGACAGUACAUCUGUCCCUGUAAGUCUCUGUAAUUAUACCCUACUUUGAUUAGCCCAUUAGUAGUCCGAACAUACAUUGAAAUGCAGUGUAGACACAGUGGCAUAAUGCACCGGUUGUAUGUUUAACAGAUUCCCUCGGGGCCGUUUAGUCUGCUGGAGAGCCUGUGGUGGAUGUACACACCAUACGUCUGCUUAGAAUGUACCUUCAAGUAAUAAACGUGUUCGC